CUUCUUUCUUUUUUUCUUUCUUCCACAUUCCUGACAGUUGUAUCCCGUCCAGCUUUUCUUGUCCACCGCCAAGAUGGUUGAAAACGUCCUGGAUGACAUCUCACACCGGAGGUUCAAUCCUCUCCGUGGAUCUCAUAUCCUUGUCUCUCCCCACCGCACCAAGCGUCCUUGGCAAGGCCAGCAGGAGGGUCCCUCCAAGACUACCCUCUCCAGCUACGAUCCCGCCUGUUACCUGUGUCCCGGAAACAAGCGCGCUCAAGGCGACUCGAACCCCAAGUACGACAAGACGUUCGUCUUCGUCAACGACUAUAGCGCGGUCAAAGAGGAGCAGGCGCCCUAUAACCCGGAGAAUGCAGACGAAGUGGAAUCGUUCUUCCUCAAGGCCGAGCCCGUGACGGGAAAAUGCUACGUGCUCACCUUCUCCCCGGCCCACAACCUCACCCUGGCGGACCUCACCCCCGCGGAGAUUGUCCCCGUCAUUGACGCCUGGACCGAGAUCUACACCGCGCACCUGUCGCCCAAGUCGCCGCUCGCCGUCGUUGCACCCGCCACGACCCUCCCCCCGAACGCGCCGACCACCAGCCUCGACCAGCCCAAGGAGCAAUACCGGUACAUGCAGAUCUUUGAGAACAAGGGCGCCGCCAUGGGCUGCUCGAACCCGCACCCGCACGGCCAGGUCUGGACCACCAGCUCGCUGCCCGAAGAGCCCGCCAUGGAGCUGGAGCAGCUGCAGAAGUACCGCGCCGCGCACGGCGGCAAGCACAUGCUGGAGGCGUACGCGGCGCUGGAAAGCAAGAAGCAGGAGCGCGUGGUGUUCGAGAACGCCGCGUUCCUCGUCGUCUGUCCCUGGUGGGCCGUGUGGCCGUUCGAGACCAUGAUCGUCAGCAAGCAGCACAAGCGCGCCCUGGUCGAUCUGAACGACACCGAGAAGACGCAGCUGGCUGAGGCUAUCGCCGAGACCACCCGUCGCUACGAUAACCUCUUCGAGACGCACUUUCCUUACAGCAUGGGCAUCCACCAGGCGCCGCUUGAUGGUACUGAGGAGGAGAUCGAGUCGUCUUAUUUGCAUCUGCACUUUUAUCCCCCGUUGCUGCGCAGCGCCACGGUGCGGAAGUUCCUGGUUGGGUAUGAGAUGAUGGGCGAGCCCCAGCGUGACAUCACGCCCGAGCAGGCGGCCGCCAGACUACGGGCCUGUGGAGGAGAGCUGUACCGCAAGAAGAUGAACCACUGAUGGAUUGCGGCGUCGUCUGUUGACGCGAGAAGGGAGAGAACUUGUAUCUGAUUAUACCAACCUUUUCUCUUCAUUGUAUAUCUUCUCCGCCCAGAGAUACGUAGCCAUUCAACAAGGAAUAAGCAAGAAACACAACAC
This is a messenger RNA of Aspergillus campestris IBT 28561, 1369 nucleotides long. Its product is annotated as UDP-glucose:hexose-1-phosphate uridylyltransferase. The transcript has 4 exons. Lineage: Eukaryota; Fungi; Ascomycota; Eurotiomycetes; Eurotiales; Aspergillaceae. The record is from RefSeq and is a predicted model, not a curated record. Gene Ontology annotation, molecular function: zinc ion binding; UDP-glucose:hexose-1-phosphate uridylyltransferase activity. Bases 74 to 1231 code for a protein of 385 amino acids. Gene Ontology annotation, biological process: beta-D-galactose catabolic process via UDP-galactose, Leloir pathway. Gene Ontology annotation, cellular component: cytoplasm.